AUGGCCUCGCCGGAACGGCCACGCAAUUCUCUCAUUUUUUUCCUACUUUCUUUAAAUUUCCUAUUUACCUCGAUUUCCUCCGCCAAUGCCGACUUGCUAGGCCUUGACCAUCUUGAUCUCACAUCUUCCGCCGACGACCCAUACACAUGCUCCAAGGACAAGAAAUGCAUCAACGGCGCCUGCUGUGGUGAAAGUGGCAACUGCGGAUACGGCCCGAAAUACUGUGGUGUGGGCUGCACGUCCAACUGCAACGCAACUGCUGCUUGUGGAAUGUAUGCAGAGCUCCCUGGUCAAGGCUGUCCUCUGAAUGUUUGCUGCUCCGAGUUUGGAUUCUGCGGAACGACCAGUGAAUUCUGCGGUAAGGGCUGUCAAUCCCAUUGUGACCAGCCGAAGCCAUCAGUCGAGAAGUCCGAUGUCCAAAAACGUGUCGUCGGCUACUGGGAGGCUUGGAACAUGGACCAUAGCUGCGGAACUAUGGAGCCUGGUGAAAUUCCUGUUCAAUUGCUUAGUCACCUGAUUAUUUCGUUUGGCUAUGUCAGUCACGAGUUCAAGGUCACCAAUAUGGAUGGCGUUUCUCCCGAUCUAUAUAAGGUUGUCGGUGAUCUGAAGCAGCGGAACCCCAAGCUCAAGAUCAUGAUUGCUCUUGGAGGAUGGACCUUCAAUGACCCCGGAACUUGGCAGAGUAUUUUCCCGACGAUGGUUUCCAACCAAGCCAACCGAAAAAAGUUUAUUGAUAACCUGCUUGGAUUUCUCUCUGAGUAUGGGUACGACGGUGUUGAUUUCGACUGGGAGUAUCCUGGGGCCGGUGACCGUGGUGGGUCAGAUGCGGACGGAGCAAACUACGUACUACUCCUAAAGGAGCUCAAAGAUGCAAUCUCUGCCAGUGGCCGUGACUACCUUGUCACCUUCACAUCUCCAACAUCCUACUGGUACCUUCGUCACUAUGAUCUUAAGACGAUGACUGAUAAUGUCGACUGGAUUAAUCUGAUGGCAUACGACCUUCACGGAGUAUGGGAUGGACACAAUCCAGUCGGCAAUCACGUCCUCGCUCACACGAACUUAACUGGGAUCGAUGAAGCACUUGAUCUGUUCUGGCGAGUCGAUGUCGAUCCUUCCAGUAUUGUCCUUGGCCUGGGGUUCUAUGGCCGAACCUUUAAGCUUAGCGACAGUGCAUGCUGGAAGCCAGGGUGUGAGUUUACCACUGCUGGUGCUAAAGGCCCAUGCACUGCCACCGAGGGAAUUCUCUCGUACAGGGAAAUCUCGCAAAUUCGGAAGGAUACUGGAGGGACUGCCUACCUUGACAAGGAUGCUGCUGUCAGGUAUAUGGUAUAUGAUGACGACAGCUGGGUCUCUUUUGAUGACGAGACCACGUUCCAGAUCAAGAUAGACUAUGCUAAUAAGCUUGGUCUCUCUGGCCUGAUGAUCUGGGCUAUCGAUCUUGAUGACAAUCAUUUGAGCGCCCUGAGAGCAGUGUCUGAUUCGGAUUCUCUGGGCACUACGGGAUCCGAGUUUGAUCUCGUGAGUAUGGAUCGCAUCUUCCCCUCCGACAUUCGCCCACCAAACACAACGAAGCCUGUCUAUGGUAUCUCGACCUUUGGAGGCGCUGACUCCAUGAGCCCCAACGGAGGCGGCUUUGGAUUUCUUCUUCUCGCUGGCGAGUCUCAUGCUCUCUCGAGGCUUCGAAGGCGAGACAACGAGCCGGAGCCUUUCCACUUCCUUGAUUGUCCUUUGAAUGUCAAGGACGCUCCUCUAGAUCACAUCCACACGGCUCGUGUCGUUUGUCUCAGCGAUGAUAUCAAUGGAUGUUUCCAAGUGAUGUAUGAAGGCGUCGAGGGCACCAUUGUCGAGAUGCCUGACAACGCUGUGUCCGCCAAGAUCAAGAAGCGGAACCCUACUUCCCAGGUGUACGACUUCAAAUUUGACUACAACAUGGGCUUGAGUCGGCGUGAUGUCACCAAUAAAACGAGUGUUCGCUUGGAUUACUCUAAUGUGAAAGGCUAUUGGGACAGAAUAGUGGACUCUCCCGGCGUCGACGACAACGACGGCGAGAAGGAAGCCCGGGCCUUGGUCAAAAAGUACUAUUCAUCCGACAACAUGGACUGGCAACAGAAUUACGGGACCUCCAACACUCACUUUGAGUACGAAAACCUCAAUGCAAUCCCAGUCAAGCACGAUCUCAGCGAGCUUAUUUGGUACCAAACUGCCACGGACUGUGAAGUGGAGGGACAAGAAUGGGGCGAAUCCUUCGCGGCCUAUGUCACUGGUGAAAUCGAUGCCAAAAUGUAUAUUGGCUUCUCAUUGGUUGCCGAGUACUACAACGAGCUUACUGUCCAGGAGGCCAACGGCUUCGUCAAGGCCGCUGGCAAAAGCGAUCUGACAUAUGGGAUUGAUGGCUUUAGUGAGGUUGAUUUCUCCAGGGCAGAUAAGGGUACCCCCUUCAUGCAAGCACCUGGGGCUGGAGGCGUCUGCUAUCCGAACUAUGUCAGCGGGACUGAGUCUAGUACUAUGCGUCGCGCCUUGGAUGAAAAUGUCAACAGCUCAUCCAUGGCCCCUGGAGAGAUCCAAGAAAUAGGCAUUGUGACCCGUGGCGAUAUCGGUCAAAACGGUGAAUAUGACGCAUUCCCUGGAGUUAAUUACGGACCAUUGAAAUCUCGACCGGCGACUCCAAAUGAGAUGCUCGGCAAAGAGGCGGAGAAGAUCGGGGGCGCAACUGACGGUGCAAUUGGUUGUGAGGACUGUGGCACUUGCACUGACACGAAAGACCCGGUCAAGAAAAGGCGCUGUUGUGGUUGCGUUAGCAUGGACUGGAAGUGGUCCUACGAGGAUAUCCCGUAUUACGACGAUUGUGAUUCCUGCCAGACGAGCACUUUGAACAGGCAGUGGCCGUAUGGCGGAAGCCGCAUUAACUUCGGCCCUUCUAAGAGGAGUUCUGAUUCAUUCUUGGAAGAUGAACACGAUUCCGAGGAUGAAACUACCCUCCGUGAACUUGAGAGUCGUGCCCUCCCGGGGGAGGCGGGCAGAGGUAAAAAAGAAGUCACCAUGUGCGGAAACACGGACGCCGCCGGUGACCUUGGAGUAUAUCCUCAAUUCCCUAAAGAUGCCAGGAAGCCAUGGGCCGGAAUCGAAAAUGGAAUGUGGGAUCCCAUUUCGAGAUGGUGGGGAAAUACAUCGUCCCUGUGCAGCGACUGGAGUGUGGCAGCUUUGGACAAUUACGACGAGGAUAACAUUCCCGGUGGACGUGAACGAUCGGAUUAUCAGAGUAUGUGA
This is a messenger RNA of Penicillium argentinense, 3267 nucleotides long. RefSeq lists its product as uncharacterized. The coding region runs from base 1 to 3267 and encodes 1088 amino acids. The record is from RefSeq and is a predicted model, not a curated record. Lineage: Eukaryota; Fungi; Ascomycota; Eurotiomycetes; Eurotiales; Aspergillaceae. The transcript has 3 exons. Gene Ontology annotation, molecular function: hydrolase activity, hydrolyzing O-glycosyl compounds; chitin binding. Gene Ontology annotation, biological process: carbohydrate metabolic process.